AGCCGCGCCGGCCCCUGAAGUGAUGAAAGCCCGAGCAGAGUCCAGGUCACGCCGAAGCCGUUGCCCUUUUAAGGGGGAGCCUUGAAACGGCGCCCGGGUUCCAUGUUUGCAUCCGCCUCGCGGGGAGGAAACUCCAUGUUGUAACAAAGUUUCCUCCGCGCCCCCUCCCUCCCCCUCCCCCUUAGAACCUGGCUCCCCUCCCCUCCGAAGCUCGCGGGGAUCCCUCCCUCCCACCCCUCCCCUCCCCCCCGCGCCCCGAUUCCGGCCCGAGCCGGGGGGGAGGCCGGGCGCCCGGGCCAGAGUCCGGCCGGAGCGGAGCGCGCCCGGCCCCAUGGACAGCUCGGCAGUCAUUACUCAGAUCACCAAGGAGGAAGCGCGGAGUCCGCUACGGGGCAAAGGUGACCAGAAGUCUACAGCUUCCCAGAAGCCCCGGAGUCGGGGCAUCCUCCACUCACUUUUCUGCUGCGUCUGCCGGGACGAUGGGGAGGCCCUGCCUGCCCACAGCGGGGCGCCUCUGCUGGUGGAGGAGAAUGGUGCCGUCCCCAAGCAGAGCCCCGUCCAGUACCUGCUCCCCGAGGCCAAGGCCCAGGACUCGGACAAGAUCUGCGUGGUCAUCGACCUGGAUGAGACGCUGGUGCACAGCUCCUUCAAGCCAGUGAACAAUGCCGACUUCAUCAUCCCUGUGGAGAUCGAUGGGGUGGUCCACCAGGUCUAUGUGCUGAAGCGGCCCCACGUUGACGAGUUCCUGCAGCGGAUGGGUGAGCUCUUCGAAUGCGUGCUGUUCACCGCCAGCCUUGCCAAGUACGCAGACCCAGUAGCUGACCUGCUGGACAAGUGGGGGGCCUUCCGGGCGCGGCUGUUUCGAGAGUCAUGCGUCUUCCACCGGGGGAACUACGUGAAGGACCUGAGCCGGCUGGGCCGAGACCUUCGGCGGGUGCUCAUCCUGGACAACUCGCCCGCCUCCUAUGUCUUCCAUCCAGAUAACGCCGUACCAGUAGCCUCGUGGUUUGACAACAUGAGUGACACAGAGCUCCACGAUCUCCUGCCCUUCUUCGAGCAGCUCAGCCGCGUGGAUGACGUGUACUCAGUGCUCAGGCAGCCUCGGCCCGGCAGCUAGUGAGGCGCCACGGGGCCAGGACCUGCCCCUGACUAUACCUGCACCCCUCAUACGUGGACUCUUCCUUAAGAACACUCAGCGCCAUGGGGAAGUGGGCAUCGCCCCCGCCAGCCUGGCCAGGCUGUGGAGGGGGCCCCAGGCUGCACCAAGGGUGACGAAGUCCCUGGGUCCCUGUGUCAGUGCCUUAGAACCUUCUCCUCCUUCUUGGGGGACCUCUGGGGCCCUGUGUGCCGUGCUCCCUCUCUUCUCUCCCUCUCUCUGUACCACCGUGUUUCUUUGCUGCCAAACUGGGCCCCUCGGCCCCUUCUGAUCCUGCCUGGGGGAGGAGCAAGGUUUUGCUGCCCCACGCCUUGGGCCCCCAGCCUGGGAACUGUGGACACCAAGUGCCUUUCCGAGAGCCCUCUUCCCUGCCUGGUUUUCCCAGGGCCACAAUCCGGGUCAGUUCAUGCCUGGUAAAACCUUCAGGUUGCUGCAAUCGAGGCUGGUGGGGGUCGGACCCUGUCUCCCCACCUCCUCCCUCCCUUGAGAUGGCCACGCCCCCACCAGUCUGCCCAGGAGAGAUCCCUCACCCCUUGUGAAGGGAGCAGGGUUCUAGUCUGUUAGGACCCCGGGAAUCAGCUUCUCUGGGCUCAUCAGCACCUGAGGGGCUACUUCCUACAUGGCUGAGCUCCAGCCUCUCCUGUCUGCCCUGACCCCGCUGAGGCCCUGGGGCUUGACACCCCUGGCUCCAAGUGUGGGGGCAUAAGAAGGAAAGGACCCUUUUGUGGUGCCAUAUAAAUAUGUAUAUGUGUAUAUAGAUUUUUAGGGGAAGGGGAGAGGGAAGGGUUGGGGUAGAGACCCCCCUCCCUCACCCCUUUCCUGGGCCCAUAAAUUGGGGGGAGGAGGGAAAGGAUUUUUACCUUUUUUAAACUGCUAUUCUCUGAAUGCAACAGGCUGGGCCAAGGGGCCCCAGGCCCUGACCUUUGUCCCUCACACUCUCUUCGCUGUGUUCAUUCAUUCAAAAAGCAUUUAUUGAGCACCUUCUCUGUGCCCAGUGCUGUGCCAGGCCCACCAGCCAAGUGUGGGGGUAAGACUGAGCACCACCUAAACAAUGCCUACCCCACCCACCCUGUACUUCACUGGUGCCUUUCGGGGAUCUGUAGGAGGUGGGACCCUUCUUAUGGGGUUUGGGGGUCUCCAGGAAGCCUGGCCAAGCUGUCCCCCUCCCCUGUGCCAACCCACCCCUGCAGCCCUCUGCCCCCCCCCCCCCCCCCCCCCCCCCCCCCCGGCUGGCUGGGGGCAGUUCCCAGGACGUCCUGCCUGCCAGCCCUGACUCCUUUAUCUGGAAUGCCUACCCCGAAUGCUGAGUCUGAGGGUCAAGGCCUUGGGCUCUCCCCAGGGCGUAACGGUUAAGGGGACCCACUACGAGUGCCAAGGGGGAUGUCAAGUGGAGUCCCCCGCUCCCCCUCUGGGAGGGAGGACAUGGUUGGUGUGAAUCAGGUAACCCUACGAUUUAAGUGCCUUCUCUGUGUUGGACAACCCCACAGUGCGAUGAGAACUAAAGAGACUGCCAGACCCCCCCCCCA
Molecule: messenger RNA, 2682 nt
Organism: Phacochoerus africanus (Common warthog)
Lineage: Eukaryota; Metazoa; Chordata; Mammalia; Artiodactyla; Suidae
Gene: CTDSP1
Product: CTD small phosphatase 1
Exons: 7
Coding region: 332-1117 (261 amino acids)
Molecular function (GO): RNA polymerase II CTD heptapeptide repeat phosphatase activity
Source: RefSeq, a predicted model, not a curated record